AACUGCAACACAAAAUGAAUCCAUCGCUCUGUAUAGGUUUAUGUGUGAUAAUAUUGUUGGAUCAGAGGAGCAUGUAAAAACAAUCAGAAUGAUGAACACUGUCAGAGACAAUUUACAAAGCAACAAUUAUUGCACACAUAUCACCAGUGGAAGCUUUGGAGAAGGGCUGGAGAUGAAAGGUAGUGAUUUGGACAUAAUGUAUGUUAUUAAAGUAAUCGAGGUAUGCGAAGACGCAAACUUUCGUAGCAAACGUGAGACAUCAUAUUUUAUAAUGCAAAUAGAAGACAGCCAGCCAGGUUUCAUACAAUUACAGCUAGUAUACACUAAUGAUCAGAUUAUCCAUAAUGAUUGUGAAAAGAUAGGAUAUGAUUACUACUACUCAAGUUUUUUAUUUAAACGACAUUUUGCAGAAAACACAGUUGCCACUGUUCAUGGCCCAUGCUUAUCCGACGAACGGGGAAUAUUAGACUUAGCAUUCUGCUUGCAUAGUAAGUCUUGGGUAACACCAGCAAAACAAUGGAUAACACGAUCAAAUACCUCCUGGCCGAUGUGCGAAGUAAAACAGACAAUUUUAAAACAUGGUGUUCUCUUUGUACCAAUAGGUGUAAAAGGAUCUAUGAAAGAAGAUUUAGAAUGGCUCAUAUCAUUUUCCGUUGGAGAAAAACUUCUUAUUUUUACAUUUACGCAUACUCAGUUACUAUGUUACGCUCUAAUGAAAAUACUUCUUAAAGAUGUUAUAGCUUCAAACCUAAAUGUUUCAGAUUUGCUUUGUUCAUAUUUCAUGAAAACCGUUAUGUUUUUGAUAUCUGAAGAAUUAUCUACAUCAAUAUGGAAGCCUGAAAAAAUUGAUAUCUUGUUUCAUGAGAUGUUUUAG
This is a messenger RNA of Mytilus californianus (California mussel), 874 nucleotides long. RefSeq lists its product as uncharacterized. The record is from RefSeq and is a predicted model, not a curated record. Lineage: Eukaryota; Metazoa; Mollusca; Bivalvia; Mytilida; Mytilidae. Bases 41 to 874 code for a protein of 277 amino acids. The transcript has a single exon.